AUGGAUAGAGGCUUUCUUUCUUUCUUCGGAGAGACGGGUUCAAAUGCUUUCUUUCUUUACUUUCACUUAUUACCUAAUACCAUAAGGGAAGUCGAAUUCAUUUCUUUCUUUUUAUUCUUAUUACCUAUUCCAAGGUAUGAAUCCAUUUUUUCUUUCUUUCUUAUUAUUAUGUAUUUUUUUUCUUUCUUUCUUUCGAAUUCUUUACUUUCUUUCUUUCUUAAUACCUUUCUUCCUUUAAGGUAUAUAUUCUUUCUCUCCUUUCUUUCUUUUAUUAUUUGUUAUGAUUUUUUCUUCUUUCUUUCUUAUGAUUAUUUCUGUGCUUUCUUCGGAGAAAUUUCUUUCGUUCUUUCUUUCUUUCUUUCUUUUCUUUCUUUCUUUCUUUCUUAUUAUACCUAUUCCAUAAGGAAAAUUAAUGAAUUUUCUUUCUUUCUUUCUUUCUUUCUUUCUUUCUUUCUUUCUUUAACUUUCUUUCUUUGA
Acanthosepion pharaonis is the source of this 477-nucleotide messenger RNA. NCBI's taxonomy places the organism in Eukaryota, Metazoa, Mollusca, Cephalopoda, Sepiida, Sepiidae. The record is from the annotation of a GenBank genome assembly.